Xyrichtys novacula (pearly razorfish) is the source of this 2517-nucleotide messenger RNA. The record is from the annotation of a GenBank genome assembly. NCBI's taxonomy places the organism in Eukaryota, Metazoa, Chordata, Actinopteri, Labriformes, Labridae.
GCACUCAGCUAUAAGUUUACGGAGACUCAAAGGCUGCUGGGAAAUGUAUCUUUGCGGAAACGUCAUGAGGUGCUAAAGAAGCUAACACCAGAGAGGUAAACUUACUAAAACAGAGACAUUUGAUAAAGAUGAGCGAACAAUACACUUGAAUAAGUUUACUUCAGCAGCAUUACGGUAAUCGUUUAUAUCGUUUUAAAUUUCUGUCUGCGCCUAUUUUGGAGCUUUACGUUAGCCUGACGUUUUCAUUGCUGCAGACCACUCAGUUUAACUCUAGUUUAGAUCUUUAUUCUGGUGAUAAACGCUAUGUUUUUAUUCCUGACAUGUUAUUUCCUCUUAAACAGGCGGUUUAAGUGAAUUCACGCAGCCUCCUCAGCAUCAUGGUGAGUACAACAAAGUCAUAUUUUACAGGUCGAUGAAUGAAAGUCAAUAAAAGCGUGCUGGGGUUAUUAUUGUGAAAUUUGAAGAGUAACCGAGGCUUAAAAAUAAAAAUGCAGUGUCUAAAAUUGAUGUACGGAUCAGAUUUCUCCUUGAACAUCAUCAGAUUCGUUCAGAAAUGUCCAUAAACAAGAGCUGUAGUUCGAUAUUUAAUGAUAUUUCUCAGCUGUUGAUGAGUUAAACUCUUCCAAACAUGACCAAAGAAAAAGUUUCUUGGUACAAAUUCGUUGUUAUUUGUGAAAAACUCGAAUAGUAUCAGUCCCCAUCAGCUUGUAAUUAGGACCCGACCAAUAUGGAUUUUUCCGUCACUCUGCUGCACUGUGAGGUAGUUAGUGGAUGAAGAUUGUCAUGAGGUCGCUGCGCCAUCUACAGGAUAAGUCAGGGAACUUUUCAGAUGGUAGAACAUUUUCGAAGUGAAACCAAAUCUUAUUCUCUGCAUGUACUUUCUGAAAAUAUUGGUGACAAUUGGCAAGUUUUGGCCGAUAACCGAUUAGUCUCAAACGGGCUAAAAUUGGCCGGAUAAAUCAGUCAGGUCCUACUUGUAAUGUGAAUUACAGUAAUGAUCCUAUUAUAAGUGACCACUUUAACCCUAACAUUUUCACUUGAUUUAGAUAAAAGUGGUGCCACUUACUGUCUCAUCAUUUAAAUACUGAAUCUGGAUGUUAAAUAAAAAAAACGACACAUUUUUCAGAUGUAAUUCAAGGAUGGAAAAAUAUAAUAUUCUGGUAAUUACGGUAAUCCUAAACCAGCUACUUUUAUGAAACAUGUAAUGUAAAACUGAAUUGUAUGAGAGUGAAUAAACUGAGCUGAUCCCUCUCAUUGGCAGGAGGACAUUGGCACCGUGAUGUCCUGGUUUUCCAGUCCCGUGUACAGCCGCUACUGGCAGCACUACCAGCAGGCAAUGGCCUGGCACCAGAGACACAGGCGUGCCUACAGAAAAGCCUUAGAGGCCGCCUACGGUCCUGCAUACCGCCAGGAGCAGCCUCCCAGCGGCCACCAGCGCUAUGCGGACUGGCAGGAGAGAGAAUGCAGGAAUGAGCAGGAAGAGGAGAGCGAGAAGGAGGAGGAGGAGGAAGGGAGCUGCUCUGACAGCGAGAUCGAGUGUGACGUCAGCAACAUGGAGAUCAGCGAGGAGCUCCGGCAGUACUUCGCCCAGACAGAAAAGCACAGAGAGGAGCUGAGUAAGACAGCGAGCGUUGAGAAAGUGAUUACUUGUUUAGUGUGAAGGUGGAGUUAGAGCGUCUGGAAAUAACCUGAUUUCCUGUCUUUGCAGAGAAGCAGCAGCAGAUGGAAGCCGAGCAGCAUGACAGCUACAUGCCGGCCGACCAGGACCUGCGCGGCGUCUCCUGGCGGGGCAGCGUGGCUCCACCCUUGGAGCGACCUGGCGAGAGACGAGGGGCAGAGAUGAAGAAGCUGUACGGCAAAGACUCAGCGAAGAUCAUGGCCAUGGAAGCGGCGAUGCAGCUCACUUUUGACAGAAACUGUGACCGCAAACAACCAAAGUACUGGCCAGUAAUCCCACUGAAACUGUGACUGGGUUACUAAAGGUUUAUUCCACCAUUUUUUACCUGUCUCUUAUUUAAAGCACAAUAAACAUCCCUGGAGUCAUCUGAGGGUCAGAGGUACAGUAGAACCAGCACUGCAGGUGAUGUAAAUGUAUUCAAACAACAUGUGCCUGCGUGUUUCCUCCUAAUCUGCUCCUGUUUACCCUCCAGCUCGGCGAUGUUACAUGCCGCAGUCGCUCCUCUUAUGCCUGUCAACUCUGUUUAACCACAAAAAAACAGUUCGGACCCUCCUCCUGUGUUCAGAUUUAGAGACACGUUCCCGCAUGGCUGCCUCUGAUAUUCCCCCCUGAACCACAAACACAAAGACUGAUUUGUUGUUGUUGCUGCUAAACCGCGCCUCUCUGGUUUUGACAUCUUGUUAAAAGCUGUUUUUUUGUUGUUUCUCUGGAGGGACGGUGAUUAUUCUCUUUUAUCUUGUGCUCACACCACCCGGCACACUUGUCCUUUUUUUUUAACAGAUGGAUGUGUAUUUUAAUGUAAACUGUUUAUAAUAAAGUGUUUUAUGUUUGGGAUAAAA